AUGAUGUCAAGAUCGUAUACCAACCUUUUGGAUCUAGCAUCUGGGAAUUUCCCAGUAAUGGGCAGGGAGAAGGAGCGGAAGCGGUUCCCAAGGGUAAUGACAGUCCCGGGUAGUAUCGUGGAGCUUGAUGAUGAUGCUGCUAAUAGCGUCACAUCUGAAACCCCAUCAUCAGUUGCCAGUGAUAGAAUUAUUAUUGUAGCAAACCAUUUGCCUUUAAAAGCAAAACGAAGGCCAGACAAUAAAGGAUGGAGUUUUAGUUGGAAUGAGGAUGCUUUGCUUGUUAAAGAUAGCUUGCCAGAAGACAUGGAGGUCCUUUAUGUUGGGUCAUUGUGCGUUGAUGUCGAUCCAAUCGAAGAGGAUGAUGUUUCCAAUUAUCUUUUGGAAAAAUUUAAAUGUGUACCCACUUUCCUUCCACCUAAUCUUCUGGAAAAAUAUUAUGAUGGCUUUUGCAAGAAGCAGUUGUGGCCCCUUUUUCACUAUAUGUUGCCAUUUUCAGCUGAUCAUGGGGGCCGGUUUGAUCGUUCCAUGUGGGAAGCUUAUGUUUCGGUCAAUAAGAUCUUUUCUCAGAAAGUGAUUGAGGUGUUAAAUCCUGAGGAUGAUUUUGUUUGGAUUCAUGAUUAUCAUUUGAUGGUGUUGCCCACAUUCUUGAGAAGGCGCUUCCUCCGAUUGAGAAUGGGAUUUUUUCUUCACAGCCCUUUUCCGUCAUCCGAGUUGUAUAGGACGCUCCCUGUUAGAGAAGAAAUUCUCAAGGCUCUACUCAACUCUGAUCUUAUUGGUUUCCACACAUUUGAUUAUGCUCGACAUUUCCUCUCUUGUUGCAGUCGGAUGCUGGGCUUGGAAUAUCAAUCAAAAAGAGGUUAUAUAGGGUUGGAUUAUUAUGGAAGAACAGUUGGUAUAAAGAUUAUGCCAGUUGGAAUACAUAUGGGCCACAUUGAAUCAGCAAUGAGACUUGCAGAUAAAGAGAUGAGGUUUACAGAGCUAAAGCGGCAAUUUGAAGGUAAAACAGUGUUCCUGGGAAUUGAUGAUAUGGAUAUUUUCAAAGGUAUCAACUUGAAACUUUUAGCUAUGGAACACAUGCUCAAGCAGCAUCCUAACUGGCAAGGAAGGGCUGUUCUGGUCCAGAUUGCAAAUCCUGCAAGAGGGAAAGGAAUAGACUUGGAGGAAAUUCAGGCUGAAAUAGAGGACAACUGCAAGAGAAUUAAUGAGGAAUUGGGGAAGCCUGGGUAUGAACCUGUUGUUUUUAUCAACAGGCCUGUAUCAAGCAGUGAAAGGAUGGCAUAUUACAGCAUCGCUGAAUGCGUUGUGGUCACUGCUGUAAGGGAUGGGAUGAACCUGACUCCUUAUGAAUACAUUGUCUGUAGACAAGGAAUACCUGGUGCAGAGACAGCUUUGAACUUGAGUGGACCCAAGAAGAGCAUGCUAGUUAUUUCGGAAUUCAUUGGUUGUUCUCCUUCUCUAAGUGGUGCUAUUCGCGUUAAUCCUUGGAAUGUUGAAUCAACUGCCGAGGCAAUGAAUGAGGCUAUAUCAAUGGCUGAAUCUGAACGGCAGUUGCGACAUGAGAAGCAUUAUUGUUAUGUCAGUUCCCAUGAUGUAGCAUUUUGGUCUAGGAGUUUCUUGCAAGACAUGGAGAGAACCUGUGCUGACCAUUCCAGGAAAAGAUGCUGGGGCUUUGGUCUAGGCUUUGGAUUUCGAGUAGUGUCAUUAGAUCCUAGUUUUAGAAAGCUUUCAAUGGAUCAUAUCGUGGCAGCUUACUGCAGAGCUAAAAACAGGGCCAUAUUGUUGGACUAUGAUGGCACUUUGAUGCCUCAAAAUUCAAUUAUUAAGAGUCCAAGUGCAGAAGUUAUCUCUAUCUUGAGCAGACUUGGUGGAGAUCGAAAGAAUACAGUCUUCAUGGUGAGUGGAAGAGGGAGGGACAGCCUAAGCGGGUGGUUUUUUCCUUGUAAGAAGCUAGGACUUGCUGCAGAACAUGGCUAUUUUUUGAGGUGGCCGCAACAUGAAGAGUGGGAAACAUGUGGCCAGAGUUCUGAAUUUGGAUGGAUGCAAAUGGCGGAACCUGUUAUGAAAUCAUAUACUGAGGCUACUGAUGGAUCCUGCAUAGAAAGAAAAGAAAGUGCUGUAGUCUGGCAUUAUCAGGAUUCAGACCCUGGUUUUGGUUUUUCUCAGGCAAAGGAGAUGUUAGAUCAUUUAGAGAGUGUUCUAUCCAAUGAACCUGUUUCCGUGAAGAGUGGCCAGUUCAUUGUAGAAGUCAAGCCUCAGGGAAUUAGCAAAGGUCUAGUUGUAGAAAAGAUUUUCACAUCAAUGACACAGAAAAGGAAACAGGCUGAUUUUGUGCUCUGCAUUGGCGAUGACAGAUCGGAUGAGGACAUGUUUGAAAUCAUUGGUACUGCAGUGUCAAGAGGCAUUCUUUCUUACAAUGCUGAAGUGUUUGCCUGCACAGUUGGGCAAAAACCAAGCAAAGCCAAAUAUUAUUUGGAUGACUCAUCUCAGGUUAUAACCAUGCUCGAGUCUCUUGCUGAAGCCACUGAUUCUCCAGCCUCAUCUGAUGAGGAAGCCGAUAGCUCCUUGUAA
Messenger RNA from Fraxinus pennsylvanica, 2568 nucleotides. Lineage: Eukaryota; Viridiplantae; Streptophyta; Magnoliopsida; Lamiales; Oleaceae. The record is from the annotation of a GenBank genome assembly.